AUGAGGAAUUUCAUUAGUUUUCUCCAACAACUUUACCAAAAUUUCCUAAGUUUUUGGCCUCUUAGACCUCCAAAUUGGAUCAAGAUCCCUCUUAUAUGUUGUUUUCGCUACAUUUUCCGCAGUAUAAACCAGUUCUCCAUUGAACUCAUUUAUUUCCUAUCUGUCUCAUUCAUAGGUUUCGUACUCCUCAAGGCUAUUAAGCCAAGAACAGAUUUCCAAAAUCCAAGUGAUUUAGAUCUGUUUUUCACUUCAGUUUCCGCAUCCACUGUUUCGAGCAUGUCCACCGUGGAAAUGGAACUUUUCUCGAACUCUCAACUUGUGGUAAUAAUCAUCCUAAUGUUCAUUGGAGGUGAAGUCUUCACUUCUAUGGUAGGACUUCACAUUAGAGCUUAUAAACUAAGCAAAUCGUGGCGGAGUGGGACCCGAGUCGGAUCCGUUAGUACUCUUGAAAAUUCCAGUGCCUCAACCCCUUCCGCUUUCAUGAAUUCCCCCAUUAACAAUAACCAAUUUGAGCUUCACAUCAUCCCAGUGACGCGACGCGACACUAAUGUGUCGUUAGAUAGCGUUGAUUACCAUAUGAGAACCGAUUCCAUCAAGUUCUUAGGAUAUGUUGUCCUAGGUUACCUAACCUUUUUCCAUGUCCUUGGUGUCACAUCUGUUUUUGCCUACAUUAACAUCAUUUCCAGCGCCAGAAAUGUACUAAAAUCAAAGGGUAUCAACGGGUUCACUUUCGCGGUUUUCACCGUUGUUUCCACCUUUGCGAGCUGUGGAUUCCUACCAACAAACGAAAACAUGGUUGUUUUCGGUAAGAAUUCCGGCCUCCUUCUGAUCCUCAUCCCACAAGUCCUUUUAGGAAACACAUUGUUCCCUUCUUGUUUGAGAUUUACACUCUGGAUUUUGGGGAAAUUCGUGAUCAAGAGUAAUAUGGAAUCUCAAUACUUGUUGAACAACACCGAACAAAUUGGAUACUUUCACUUGCUUCCCAAGGCUCAUUCUAUUUACUUGAUUGCUACUGUGUUUGGAUUCAUCUGCAUACAAUGCAUAUUGAUUUGGUCAAUGGAGUGGAAUUCUGGAGCAUUGCGUGGACUCAGUACAUAUCAGAAGCUUGUUGGGGUUUUGUUUCAAUCUACAAAUUCAAGGCAUACUGGUGAAACAAUCUUGGACAUCUCCACAUUAUCACAAGCUAUUUUGGUGCUGUUGGUAAUCAUGAUGUUAGUUUUCUCUCCCUUCUUACCCUUCAGUUUUUCUAAUAAAUUCCAUCAUUCAAUAAGCGCAUAUUGCACACCUAUAAAGUAG
This is a messenger RNA of Oldenlandia corymbosa var. corymbosa, 1296 nucleotides long. NCBI's taxonomy places the organism in Eukaryota, Viridiplantae, Streptophyta, Magnoliopsida, Gentianales, Rubiaceae. The record is from the annotation of a GenBank genome assembly.